UCCACCUGCCGGGCCCUGCACACAUCUGUCACCAUGUGGUUCCUGGUCCUGUGCCUCGCCCUGUCCCUGGGGGGGACUGGUGCUGUGCCCCCGAUUCAGUCCCGGAUUGUGGGAGGCUGGGAUUGUAAGCCGCAUUCCCAACCCUGGCAGGCGGCUCUGUACCAUUACAGCACCUUCCAGUGCGGGGGCGUCCUGGUGCACCCCCAGUGGGUGCUCACGGCUGCCCAUUGCAUCAGCAACCAUUACCAGCUCUGGCUGGGUCGCCAUGACUUGUUUGAGGACGAAGCCACAGCCCAGUUUGUUCUAGUCAGUAAGAGCUUCCCACACCCUGACUUCAACAUGAGCCUCCUGAAGAACCACACCCGCCUCCCAGGCGAGGACUACAGCCACGACCUCAUGCUGCUCCAGCUGAAGCAGCCUGUCCAGAUCACAGAUGCCGUGAAGGUCGUGGAGUUGCCCACUGAGGGCGUCGAAGUCGGGAGCACCUGUUUGGCCUCCGGCUGGGGCAGCAUCGAACCAGAGAAGUUCUCAUUUCCAGAUAUUCUCCAGUGUGUGGACCUCAAAAUCGUGCCUAAUGAUGAGUGCGACAAAGCCCACACCCAGAAUGUGACAGAGUUCAUGCUGUGUGCCGGAUCCCUGGAAGAUGGCCAAGACACCUGUGUGGGUGACUCAGGGGGCCCGCUGACCUGUGACGGCGUGCUCCAAGGCAUCACAUCAUGGGGCUACGUCCCUUGUGGCAGCCCCAACAAGCCUUCUGUCUUCGUGAGAGUGCUGUCAUAUAUGAAGUGGAUCAAGGACACCAUAGCGGACAACUCCUGAAUGCCCAGCCCUGUCCCCUACCCCCAGUAAAACUGAAUGUGCAUCAAA
Molecule: messenger RNA, 867 nt
Organism: Saimiri boliviensis boliviensis (Bolivian squirrel monkey)
Lineage: Eukaryota; Metazoa; Chordata; Mammalia; Primates; Cebidae
Product: kallikrein-1
Biological process (GO): regulation of systemic arterial blood pressure; zymogen activation
Cellular component (GO): secretory granule
Molecular function (GO): serine-type endopeptidase activity
Source: RefSeq, a predicted model, not a curated record